CGUUCAACAAGUACUGACAACGCACGACAUUCCUGGAUUAGUGAUUCAGAAGGGUCGAUCGCUCUCGCGGAGCAUCCGAAUUUUCCGAAUCGAUGACGAUCAUCACGCGAUCUCAUAAUUCAUAAAUCGCUACGAAAUCGCUCCUCGUUCGCGCGACAACGGGACUCGUAUUGGCGAGGGAGCGACUGGGCAACGGAUUUAAUGGCGUUCGCACGCCCGUAAUCGCAAUCCCGUUCGCAUCGCGUCGUCUGCAUCCAACUCGCUCAGCUGUCGUGACGAUGCUUGUGACGUAACUGAAUUAUUAUAUUAUGGUGGAGUGUCGGGACUGAGAGGGUGUCACACGCCUCGCAAUCUAUUUACCAUUCUGCUCCGUCACUGUGACUCUGAAUCCCGGUGAACUCGCGAGGGAAACCAGCCUCGCCAGCGACGGGCCGAGAUGGACAGCAACAAGGACGAGGCGGAGCGAUGCAUGGAGCUCGCGGAGCGGUUUAUGCGCGAGAGAAAGUACGACGAGGCCGAGAAAUUCGCUCGCAAGGCCCAGAAGCUCUAUCCGACGAAGAAGGCCGAGGAUUUGCUGGCGGAAGUGGCUCUACUCUCGAAGCAGAACCAGAAGUCGGAGUCGGCUGAGCCUAACGUUAGAAAGCGGCAGAAUGUAACUAAAGACGGAACACAUUCCCAGAGUAAUUCUGAGUAUUCGAAAGAACAGUUGGAGCAUAUAAAGAGGAUAAGGAAAUGCAAGGAUUAUUAUGAGAUCCUAGGUGUCAGCAAAGACGCUACAGACAGCGACAUUAAGAAGGCUUACAAGAAAUUAGCGCUUCAAUUACAUCCUGACAAAAACAAAGCACCAGGUGCUGCCGAGGCUUUUAAAGCUAUUGGCAAUGCGGUUGCUAUUCUUACCGACACGGAGAAACGGAAGCAGUACGACAUGUAUGGUCCCGAAGAAGAACGAAUGCAGAAUGCACACAGCCGCCAAGGCCAUACGCAUUACAACUAUACUCGUGGAUUCGAAGCCGAUAUCACGGCCGAAGAAUUAUUCAACAUGUUCUUCGGCGUCGGCUUCGGGCAACAAGAAUUCUAUAUGCGUCGGCCAGGUGGAAGAUGGAUGCGGCAAUCAGAGGCGCAAGCGCAACAUGCUCAUUCUCAGCAAGCAAACGGAUACACCACAUUUCUUCAGAUGUUACCAGUUCUGUUACUAAUAUUAUUAACCAUGAUGAGCAGUUUUUUCAUAUCCGACCCAGUAUAUAGCCUGCAUGCAAGUUCGAAAUAUUCUGUGGCGAGAACAACUCAGGUUUUGAAAGUGCCAUAUUAUGUUAAGGAGAAUUUUCAUAGUGAAUAUCAAGGCAGCUUACGUAGGCUAGAAAUUUCAAUUGAAGAGGAGUACGUGAGUAACUUGAGGCAGACCUGCGCCAGGGAGAAAAAUUACAGAGAAGGUAUAAUGUGGAAAGCCCGUAAUUUGGGAGAUCAAGAUCUGUUCUUGAAAGCUAAAAAUCUCGAAACACCCUCGUGUAGAAGACUACAAGAACUGCAAGCAUAAUACAUAAAACAUGUAAACUAAAAAUAUAAGUUUUGCGUGUUGUAGAUAGAUAUAUAUAUAUAUUAUAUUUACACAUGUGUAUAAUUGCCUUUGGGUGUAUAAUGAGAAUUUGUUAUAAAAUGCAAUUACGUAUGCGAUAUCUUUAUACACUCGGAGUAAAUCAUAUUACGAGAUCCACACACCAUAUGUAUUGAACGACUCUAGCGUUCGUUUCAUGCAAAUUUCAAAUUGCAUGCUGAACGGUUGCUAUGCAGAGUAAAUGAAGUUUUAAUUUUUAUUAAUUCAACUUGAGUGAAAAUAUACAUAAAGAAGCCUCUUUCUGUUUUGUCAUAUAAUUUCCAGUCUCUCGAAACAAACGUAUAUAUUGGUUGUAAAACUAUUUAAAGGAUUGUUAAAAGUUGUCUAUAAAAAGAAAAUAAUGUAAUGUAUGUGCGUAUGAUCUUCAGCUUUUCAGGCAAACUAUAGUACAUACUAUGAAA
This is a messenger RNA of Wasmannia auropunctata (little fire ant), 2013 nucleotides long. RefSeq names its product dnaJ homolog subfamily B member 12. Lineage: Eukaryota; Metazoa; Arthropoda; Insecta; Hymenoptera; Formicidae. The record is from RefSeq and is a predicted model, not a curated record. Gene Ontology annotation, biological process: cellular response to misfolded protein. The coding region runs from base 437 to 1534 and encodes 365 amino acids. Gene Ontology annotation, molecular function: Hsp70 protein binding. The transcript is spliced from 8 exons. Gene Ontology annotation, cellular component: endoplasmic reticulum membrane.